UAGAAAAUGGUGUCACUCCCACUAUGUUCCUCAGCUUGCACGGGUGCUGUGUAAACUCUCCAUUAGUUCAUCUUUGUCAAUCGUGCGAGUGGCAGCGUCGUUACCGCACUCGAUCUAACACUCGAUCUUACAGUUGUCGGUCAACGUCGAGAUAUUGGCAUUGUGUGAGUUGAUAGUUUACAGCAGUUUACAGUAAGACGCGCAAAGAAGAGUAUCGUUGAAUUGUCACCUGGGGCGUUUGCGUUUUGUAUUCGGAAUAGUGCGUUGACACUUGAGGCCUAUAUAUUGAUUGCCACUUAAAGAAAGAAGAUAAGACUGUAAAGGCAUAUAAAGAAUUGCCAAAAUGUCUCUAUAUCCUACAUUGGAAGAUAUGAAGGUGGAUCAUCUGAUGAAGGCUCAAGCACAAAUCGAGAUGGGGGCACAGUAUGCGCCCCCACCGAUACCGAUAGGACCUGCAGUUCCUUCAGCUCCUGCUGAAGUUCCUUCUGUAGCACCGUUGUAUCCAUCUUUGGGAGAUUACAUGGGACUUGAGCUGACUGAAGAGACUAUUGCACAAAAUAUGCCUGAAUAUGCACUCACAACACGUCCAAAUAUGACAGUUGCUUCAUUAAACGAAACAAGUUAUUCAUUAGCAGGGAUGGUUGCACCUUUGACAGGACAGUCAGUGGCUUUGCAGAAAGCUGUUGUAACAAAUGGCAUCAGAGAGCUAGUGCUGUGUAAGGAUAAAGAUGGAAAAGUUGGUGUUCGAGUACACUCAGUGAACAAUGGCGUUUUUGUAUGUCUUGUAAGUCAGAAUUCUCCAGCUGCGAUGGCCGGGUUACGCUUUGGUGAUCAGAUUUUAAGUAUCAAUGAAGUGUGUGUUGCUGGAUAUUCAAUGGAUCAAGUGCACAAGCUUUUCCGUAAUGCAAGCACCAAUGGAAUUAAAGUGGUCAUACGUGAUAGACCAUUAGAGCGUACCAUCACAAUGCUCAAGGAUAGUACAGGUUAUAUUGGAUUUCAGUUCAAGAAUGGAAAAAUAAUUGCUCUAAUUAAAGAUUCUUCAGCUGCACGAAAUGGUUUAUUGACUGAUCAUCAAAUACUUGAAAUUAAUGGAAAGAAUGUAGUCGGGAUGAAGGAUAAAGAAAUUACGGCAGAAAUUGAAAAUGGUGGACAUAUCAUUACAGUGACGGUAAUUCCUUCGUACAUUUACGAUCAUAUGAUAAAAAAGAUGUCGAGCAGUCUUUUGAGAAAUUUGAUGGACCAUUCUGCUAUUGACCUUUAAACUUAAAAAAAAAAAAUUAUUAAA
Messenger RNA from Harpegnathos saltator (Jerdon's jumping ant), 1285 nucleotides. Its product is annotated as syntenin-1. Gene Ontology annotation, cellular component: plasma membrane; cytoplasm. Lineage: Eukaryota; Metazoa; Arthropoda; Insecta; Hymenoptera; Formicidae. The transcript has 8 exons. Gene Ontology annotation, molecular function: protein binding. The record is from RefSeq and is a predicted model, not a curated record. The coding region runs from base 344 to 1261 and encodes 305 amino acids.